UUCGUCAUGUUGUUGGUACGAACAAAUUCCUUGGGGCAGUGAAUGUAAAAUAUGUUGACAUUAAAAUAUGAAUGUUUAAUAACAUAUCGAAAUAGUAGUUGCUUUUUUUUUGUAUAAAGAAAAUGGACCUUAUUGAAAAAAAGUUAAGUAAAGCACAAAUUGUGCCCUUAAAUAAGGAGUUCAGCUUAAGCCACAAUAACAAUAACAAUAACAAUAACAAUAACGAUAAGACCAACAACCAGAAUAACUAUAAUAACAAUCCAAAAGUGAAACUCUGUGGUUAUCUAAAGAAAAAAAGGAAUAAAGUUGGUGGAUGGCGUAAAAUGUGGUUUGUACUGCAAGACAAACUUUUACUUUCGUACAGUUCCAAAGAAGACUAUGACAAUAAAUUAGUGUCAUUUAAAGAUGUACUAAAUCUAGUGCCUGGCACACUCGUUCGGCCACUAGAAGGUUUUCGUUUCACAAUUGAAACAACCUCCCAAGCUUUAUAUACUUUUCACUGUGAUGAUGGCAAUGAUGUGUAUCGCGAGUGGAUAACUAUGCUUGUAGAUAGUCUUGCUACUACUCAAGCCUUGUCUAACUACGCACCUACAGCAACACAAAAAUUCUCACAAAGAUUUUGUAAUAUAUCUUUGGAUAACAUACCGAAUGUGUUGCGUUCGAAUAAUUCCAAACCAAGGCGUGACAUAACACAAAGUUACGACUCCCUAAGUUAUGUAGCGAAUUAUUUAGUUCCGCAUAAAACACAGCACAUACAACAACAACAACAAAAAGAGCAACAAAUGCUUACUUCGUCAUCAAUUGCUGCCGCUAGUUGCGUUCGCUUGCCAAUUGCACACAGUACAGCUAAAAUAUUGGAGCGGAACGGCGUGAGUUCAGUGGAUUUACAAAUGAUUUGCAACCAAAAGAUUUCAAAAAAUACGUGCUGUACACGAUAUCAAAAGACAAAUUGUGAUGAAAUUUAUUGUACCUGCCCUACAGACAUAGUUAAUGAUUUAACAUAUCAAGAUGCAGAUUCAUCGUCGGGUUUAACAUGCCGUAUGUUAGCUCCGAAGUGUAGUGAGAGUAAUGGUCGUCAUCGUUCACAAGACACACACAGCAAAAUCGAUGGCCUCGAAAAUUGCAUAGCAUGUCACUUCAAUGGAAAUAGGUUAGAUGAUAAGAAUAUUUUCAGUUCCUGGAUAAACCUUUAUGACAAUGCAACUUGUUCUUUCACAAACCAAAGCAAAUCAAUAGAAAUUGUGAAAAAUAAAAUACAUCGAAUGAGUAUUAAAGGCGCUAAGGAGUUAAUAACUGAGGAAUCAGUAAAUUCGACAGCGGAGUACAAACAUACCAAAGUGACUACUACAGCAACAAACGUGGAAGAAUUUAUAAUGCAAAAUGACAAUUCUCUAAACACUGCUAAAAUACAGGAUAUACCAAAAGAACUUGAAGUGUCACCGACGAUGUCAAUUACAAAUACUUCAACGAAGGAACCGAUUUAUGCAGUUGUGGAUCUUAAAAGUAAAUAUGCCCUGAGAAAAAUACGAAAUAGACAUGCUGAACUGAAGCGUUACAACAGCUAUGAUAGUAUUAUUCACGCAGCGACCGAUUUAUAUAAAAUGCAUAGAAAAGAG
Messenger RNA from Teleopsis dalmanni, 1616 nucleotides. RefSeq lists its product as uncharacterized. The record is from RefSeq and is a predicted model, not a curated record. Lineage: Eukaryota; Metazoa; Arthropoda; Insecta; Diptera; Diopsidae.